Messenger RNA from Xiphophorus hellerii (green swordtail), 1398 nucleotides. Its product is annotated as 5-hydroxyisourate hydrolase-like. The coding region runs from base 77 to 496 and encodes 139 amino acids. Lineage: Eukaryota; Metazoa; Chordata; Actinopteri; Cyprinodontiformes; Poeciliidae. Gene Ontology annotation, molecular function: hydroxyisourate hydrolase activity. Gene Ontology annotation, biological process: purine nucleobase metabolic process. The record is from RefSeq and is a predicted model, not a curated record. The transcript has 4 exons.
UUCAUUUAACCAUGAAAUCAAAUUAAAUUUCUCAGCAAAGCUGCUGACCCACAUCCGAUGUUAUUUAUAAGUGAACAUGAGAGCAUUCAGGCUGCAGCAACCGAGGAGGCACAUUCUGUCUAAGAGUACGAUCACAACUAUGUCAGGCUCACCCAGUCCUCUAACCACCCAUGUGCUGAACACUGCACUGGGAGUCCCAGGGUCAAACGUGACCCUCAGACUUUAUCAACAAGACCCUUCAGCCGAUGUCUGGCACUUAAUAACCACUGGGACAACAAAUGAUGAUGGGCGAUGUCCAGGACUGGUCACACAGCAGCAGUUUAAAUCUGGUGUGUACAAACUGCAUUUUGAGACUGGUCAGUACUGGGCCAGGAUGGGUCAGACCUCCUUCUAUCCCUACGUUGAGAUUGUUUUCACUAUAACUGACCCGGACCAAAAAUAUCACGUCCCUCUGCUUGUGAGUCGUUUCUCGUACAGCACAUACAGGGGGAGCUAGAGAGCAACUAUAAGGAACCGCCUUUUUCGCUGGCUGACUCAGAACGACAGGGAUUACUGCAGAUGUAUUUUGUAACUGAAAUAACUGAUUCUGUUUUCAAAAUGGGACCUAAAUAACUCAAGUGUGCUGUGAAUAAUGAGUGAAGUAUUUUUUUAAGGAGCAUUAUUGGUUCUGUCUGUAUUGUGCUUUACAUUGUACUCUAUUGGCAUAAUAUUGGCAUUGAUUUAAAACCGAACCCCAUUAAAAUGAAGUGGUGUAAGUGAGCUGAUGAAAUGGUGAUGUAACCUCAAAUGCUGUAUUCUCAUUUAUUUCCACUGCUGUUAAAAUAAAUUAGUUAGUUAAAUAACAAUAUAUUGUUAAGUAAAUUGGUAAAUAAAGAGUUAAGUAAAAUACAGCUUUAAAAAUAUAGAAAUAUUAAAAACAUAAAGCUGUAAAGCUAACGAGAGUAACAAUAAAAAGGAAAAGAAGUAUAAUUGUUUUACAGUAAAAUUAUUUAAGUUGUUGAAACUGCACUGUUUGGAGGGUCCCGCCUUUUAGCAAAGUUAAACAUGUCAAGAAAGGGCAAAUACUUCCAACACUAUUUAAAAAGAUUAUGUACAAGAUGUUGACUACACCUUUGGAUGCGCACUAUGAAUAAUAUGCAUUAGCUUAAGUCCAGCAGGUGUUUGUUUUGGAAACAGGAAAAGCAUGACUACCAACCCUUCAUACCAAGCCAAAGUUCCAAACACCAAUCAGUUUUGAUCCAAAACCUUCAGGUGUCUGCUAGAAAGUUGAAGAUGAAAAGGUAUAUAAAUAUAUUUCAACAUCACAGUGAGUGCAAGCACACAUCCAAAUUAACAACUGCUGAGUUGAACAUUAAUAUUUUGGCCAAAUGAGUGUCCAGAAAUAAAUCUUUGAAGUCA